UUUGGAUCACAGGACUGGCGGGCCUGUCCUGCAACGGGAGAUUCGAACAGCAGACGGCGAGUUGGGCGGCAGCGUCUUUUUCUUCACUUCUCAUUCCCAUCUCUCCUUCGCCGCCUGGAGGCAUCCCAAGAGUCACCGAGAUUGGUCGACAGCAUCCCUUGGAACACAAACCUCUCCUGUACUUACUUACAUGCAGCCCUCUCGCAUUCUCUUCAUUGAUGCAUACGACUCGUUUUCCAACUCGAUUGUCGCUCUGCUGCGAGCUGAACUACCCGUCACUGUAGAGUGCAUCAAGAUUGACGACGCUCGCUUUGUCCUCAACGACGAAGCGUUCUUCACAUACCUCGAUGCAUUUCAUGCCGUCGUUGCAGGCCCUGGGCCAGGCCAUCCUGCAAACUCUCAUGAUGUCGGCUUGAUAGGAAAGCUCUGGGGCCUACCGGAGAAGCACUUACUUCCAGUCCUAGGAAUAUGCCUAGGAUUUCAGAGUCUUUGCCUGGCAUUCGGGGCCGAAGUCGUGAGAUUGAGAGAGCCCAGACAUGGUAUUAUGACUAUGAUAGACCAUUGCAAUCGGGACAUAUAUGCGGGAACUGGAAAGAUCGUCGCGACCCAAUAUCACUCGCUGCAUGCCACGUUGAAAAAGGGCGACGUGACAGAUGAGUGGGGAUCUUCUAACCUGUGGGAAAAAUCUAAGGAGUGUGCAGAGCUUGUACCACUCUCCUGGACUUCGAUGAAUGUACCGAAUGGUCCAACUCUGAUGGGCGUCCGACAUGAGCAUAAGCCGUACUGGGGAGUUCAGUAUCACCCCGAAUCCAUCUGCACGAAUCAGGAAGGCCAUAAAUUGGUGCGAAACUGGUGGAAUGAGACAUGUCAGUGGCGUAUUCGCCACUCCAUGUCACAGGUACCAGUGACGGACACUUUGCCGAAUUGCCAGGCUCCCUGUGAGACGGAGCAGGUGGCACCGAGGACUUCUGCGCUGUCAGUUCAAUGGGUGAUCAGUACAAACCAUGCAUUGGACGUGGCCGUUGUAAUGGAAAUGCUGCGCGAAGAAGAUGCGUGCGUGGAACCUCUUCUUCUCGAGUCCGGAUCCCGUGACGGCAAACCAGUCAACCAGGAGACAGGGCGAUUCAGUAUCAUUGGCUUGCCUACGUCGUGCUCCAAGCAGUAUCGAUACUCUACAGUUCGUAGCUGUUUGGAAGUCAUCGAGAAAGGUCAUACAGUGUCAGGAACGUCAGCUAGCAUUGCGGAAGCAUUCUCCUACCUGGACGGAGUAGUAGAAGCGAGCAGGGCUGUAGGUGGCCCUUCUAGCUCACCUUUCUGGGGUGGCCUCAUAGGUUUCAUAUCGUACGAAGCAGGCCUACAGACCAUAGAUGUGCCCCCAGUCGGUGCAAAGGCUGAGCACCCAGACAUUUGGUUCGUCUUUGUGGAGAGAAGCAUUGUGUUGGACCAUGUGGAGCGCGUCGCGUACGUGCAGUCUAUCGCUCAGCAGGAUGACAAUUGGCUCCAGACUAUGCAAUCUCGUUUAGAGCGUCACCUCGACAUGCCCGCCACUGUUGAUAGAGUGGAUCAGAACACAUGCGCGGGACUCGUGGCUGGGCCAGCGCGAAGUGCUUACUGCCAGAAAGUGUUGGACUGUCAAGCAAACCUGCGGGCCGGCGAAUCGUACGAGUUGUGCUUGACAGACCAGUCGAUCCUCAAAACCCAUGCUGAGCCGUGGUCGUUAUACCAACGACUGCGCAGCCGCAACCCUGCUCCAUUCGGUGCCUUCCUGCGCCUGCAGUGCAAAACUUCUCCCGGACUGUCCGUUGUAGGAAGCAGUCCUGAACGCUUCCUAUCUUGGUCUCGCGGCGGCAAAUGCCAAUUUCGACCCAUCAAGGGCACCGUGAAGAAAAGUCCCGGCCUCACUCGAGCCAAGGCUGAAGAGCUGCUGGCUUCGCCCAAGGAACGCGCUGAGAAUCUGAUGAUUGUGGAUCUGAUUCGACACGACUUGGCAGGCGUCAAAGGCAUUGGCAAGGUCGAAACGCCAAAGCUCAUGUCGGUGGAAGAGUAUGAGACCGUGUUCCAGCUGGUAUCAGUGAUUGAGGGCAGUAUCGAAGGAAGUUCUGGGUGUGCGGCUCUGGUGGCCUCACUGCCGCCGGGCUCCAUGACUGGAGCUCCGAAGAAGCGAUCAUGCGAGAUUCUUAGUGAGAUUGAGGGCGGCAGAGCGCGCGGCCUAUACAGCGGUGUGCUUGGAUACUUCGAUGUCGGCGGAGGUGGUGACUUCUCAGUGGUGAUCCGCACCGCCUUCAAGUGGGACGACGAAGGUGAGGAAUGGCAUGUAGGUGCCGGCGGAGCGAUCACGGCAUUGAGCGAGGCGGAGGCUGAGUGGGAAGAAAUGCUCACGAAGCGUGAAAGCGUGUUCAACGCGUUGAUGUAGUUUUGUUUGCGGAUUAGAUCUUAGACCUUUUUAGAUACCCCGAAUUCAACUUCGAAUACACAGU
Sphaerulina musiva SO2202 is the source of this 2477-nucleotide messenger RNA. Its product is annotated as para-aminobenzoate synthase. Gene Ontology annotation, biological process: L-tryptophan biosynthetic process. Bases 191 to 2413 code for a protein of 740 amino acids. The transcript has a single exon. The record is from RefSeq and is a predicted model, not a curated record. NCBI's taxonomy places the organism in Eukaryota, Fungi, Ascomycota, Dothideomycetes, Mycosphaerellales, Mycosphaerellaceae.